Raphanus sativus (radish) is the source of this 791-nucleotide messenger RNA. RefSeq lists its product as uncharacterized. The transcript has a single exon. The coding region runs from base 104 to 538 and encodes 144 amino acids. NCBI's taxonomy places the organism in Eukaryota, Viridiplantae, Streptophyta, Magnoliopsida, Brassicales, Brassicaceae. The record is from RefSeq and is a predicted model, not a curated record.
GACAAUAUGAGAUGAAUCCGCCUGGAGAUAUCGUCUUUGACUUUGACCCACUAAAACAAAAAAAAAGAAAAAACUCUGAUCGUAUUUUUCCGGCGAAAUUAUUAUGUACCGUUCUACGCCGACACAUAACUCUUCAAACAAGGGUCUAAGCGUGAGCUAUCUCGUUUCUCUAAUGGUACUCUGCGCCAGGCAUGCGAAUCGCCUCUCCAAGAAGCUAAAGCCGAAGAAGCGCACGCACUACGAAAACUUCGGCGGCCGAUGGAAUCUGACGAGUUCGCCGAUGAGAUUUAAGGCUGACAAGGAGAAAACGGCGGCGAUGGAGGAGGAGGAACAUGGCCUUUGGCAGAGAGAGAUUUUAAUGGGCGGAAAAUGUGAGCCGUUAGAUUUCUCAGGAGUGAUUCACUACGACCGUAAUGGACGGCAGUUAAGAGAGAUGCCACCGAGGUCUCCACGUGGCACUCCAUUCCCAGUUCCCCAACCCGUUCUUAAGACGGGUCGCCAUGAACGGGUCACCGUUGGACAUGAUAGGAACGAAUGAUUUUGAAGCAGCAAACAGAUUAUGUCUAUGAAGCAUGUUAUUAUUGUAAUGCCUUUUAUUCUAAGUUAUGUUACAACAUUUAAACUUGGGGUUCAAAGUCCAAACCAACAUGCCACACUAAUAUAUACUCUUGCUAAGUCAGUUGCUACUGUAAUCUGAUCAUUCCCUUUAGAGAUUAGCUUUUAUGUUUUCAAAUCGCGUUCAUGUUUUAAGAUAUUUACGAUAUAUCGAAAGUAUCCGUAGACUGCGUCAG